AUGGCAACCAAGCGCGCCUGUCCCGAGGCCGCGACCGUGCUGAGCCUCCCGCAUGUCCUGACCUCGAUCGUCCAGUGCCUCCAGUCGCCGCGCGAUGCUCUCGUCUUUUUGUCGGCGCUGCCAUUGACGUCGCUGGACGCGCCACUGGCAGCCACCAAGGAGCUCCUGACGCGACCUGGUCGGUUCGUCCACACGUGGCCUCACCUUAGCCUCGACGAACUCGAUAGCGAGAAAGCAGCGCUUGCCCUUGCGGCGCUGCCGGCUCUAGUCUCGUUGUGUAAGCCUGCCGCUGAGCGCGUGGAUUGGUCGCCAUCGACAACCGUCGCAACAAUGAGCUUCGUCGACUUUAUCUCGUCGUGGCCGCUCAAGAUGACGUACUUUGAGUCGAUGUGGUUUGACGACUUUGACACCGACGUCGUUUGCAGCUUGUUGCGUCGCUGCACGCGCCUACAAGCCGUCCGUAUAUCUCGGGACGAAGAUAUCGUCGACCUGCUCGCCGCCGUGACGACGCCAGCCCAUCGAGUGGAGAAGCUGUCUCUCUUUUACACCGACGAAGCUACCAUGGACUGGACGUCGCUGCUGCGGCCAUGGCUGUCGAGUGGCCACGCGCGACAUCUCUCGUUCGAAACCGCCCGGGCCACCGAUGUGGUGGGACUAGCCCGUGCACUCGCAACCACGUCGUCGCUGACAAGCUUGGACAUCUGCAACAACGACGAUUUGGUCCAAGCAUUUUUGACGCUGCAGUUGCCCUUGCACCAGCUCAUGAAGGUGCACCUCGUGGAAGUCGAGCCCGAGCGCGCCCGUCGCUUCUUGCGACUUUGUGAUGUGGCCAAGCUCACGUCACUAGAGAUCGUGGGUGAAGGCGACCAUGAAGACACCCUCGCGCUCGUACCACGCAUGCCAGCGCUUCGCCACCUCUCGUUGCGUUGGGGUGAACUCCGGUUGACUCAUAACGCUACGUCGCGAUGGCCGCACCUCGAGAGCCUCGAGCUCUGUGCAGUUCACUUUGACGACAAGGCAUUUGAUACCGUGCUCGCGUACCUAGAGCGCGUGCAAGGCCUCCAGAAGAUCAUGUUCAACGUCUGCCAUUCGCUUGAAACCCGUUUCCUCGACCUCAGUCGCACGCUCGUUCGCUUGAUCAACAACGGCCUCACGCGCGCAUGCCUUUCUGGGGCGAACCUUGACGACACCAGCGCCGCGCUCCUCGCGCUGACGCUGCGCCAAUGUCGCAACGUGUCGCCCGUCACGUUUGACCUCGGCGACAAUGACUUUUCGAUGGACGGCGUUCGCGUGCUGCUCGAAGCCCUCGCUACGUGUACGUGCGUAUGCGUCCGCCUUACGCUGCCAAUGACAUUCCACGGAGAAGAAGAUCGCCAAGAAGACGAAGUUCGACGAUUUCUUGCAACCCAUAAGAUGACGUGCGACGUCGAUGAAAUGACGUGGGACGACGAUGACGACGCGCUUUGGACGCUCUAUAGUCCUAGUACGCAUGGGACAUGA
Messenger RNA from Saprolegnia parasitica CBS 223.65, 1500 nucleotides. RefSeq lists its product as hypothetical. Lineage: Eukaryota; Oomycota; Saprolegniomycetes; Saprolegniales; Saprolegniaceae. The transcript has a single exon. The coding region runs from base 1 to 1500 and encodes 499 amino acids. The record is from RefSeq and is a predicted model, not a curated record.